AUGUCUGGAAACUCUUCUGUCGGCCAAUCUGGCGUCUACGAGGCCGGCGACCAGCGCAACUACAAGGACUCUGAGCUGAAGGCUGAGCCCUACCAGGAGGGCAAGGAGAACUCCCACAAGAACCUCGACUCUAAGGACGAGCGUUCCAUUGCCAACAAGCUCGCUGCUGAGGAGCGUAACAAGGGCCCCUCUGAUGAUCGCGAGACUGCGGCUUCCAAGAAGGACCCCACUCUGCCAGCAACACUGCACGGCAACGAGCCUUCAAAGGGAGCCAAGCUCGACGCUGAGUUGCAGGCCGAGGAUGAGCAGCGCCUCCGCGAGAAGAAAGGCAAAUAG
Molecule: messenger RNA, 336 nt
Organism: Emericellopsis cladophorae
Lineage: Eukaryota; Fungi; Ascomycota; Sordariomycetes; Hypocreales; Bionectriaceae
Exons: 3
Coding region: 1-336 (111 amino acids)
Source: RefSeq, a predicted model, not a curated record